GAAAUGUACGUGCACACGCAUCAGCAACUCUUUGGGGCGAUAGAAACUGGCUGGGGGAGUGUCACUGGCUAGAAGCACUUUCUUCCUGUUUCACUCCAACUAGCUAACUUCGAUUUAUUCCUUGUCAUUUUGUGAGUGUCGGAGAACAUUAGCUCCACAAAAGUCAUCCUUAGUUCGUGAGCUACUUGCCAGCUGCUGCUAGCACGCGUUUCACGACCCCGGGCUUCGUGUCGAGGUGGUGAGACCAUCUAAGAGUUGGUGUGUUUCCAGGUGUGGAGCAUGUGGACGUCCUGCUGUAACUGGUUCUGUCUGGACACUGCCACGGUGGAGGAGAGCAACAGCAGCAUGCGUCACCAGGCCUAUACUAACUCAGGUUACAGCAGCUACCCAUCACCCCCACUCCCGGAACACACAUGCAAAGCCUGCGGAAGCCGCUUCGUCACCCUUGCCAGAAAGCAUGUAUGCGUGGACUGCAAGAAGAACUACUGUGGCAGUUGUUCGGCCCAGCUUGAGCCCCGGCAACGCCUUUGCCACACUUGCCAGCGGUUUCACGGCACGCUUUUCGAGCGCACCGAGCUGAUGAAGCUCAAGGUGAAGGACCUGCGUGACUACCUCCACCUGCACGAGGUCUCAACACAGAUGUGCCGUGAGAAAGAGGAACUGGUGGAGCUGGUCCUGGGACAGCAGACACCAUCAUCCUCUGGCCCAAUCAUAAACCCUCUGACCCAAACACAGACCCCCACCGUGACCCAGCAUGAGACAACUCCUCUUCCAGCCCCCACUACUACCACCACCACCACCACACCCUCCACACACCCCGACCCCACCUCCACAGACAAUGUCCCUUCACAGCCGCCACCCACUCAGGAGGGCAGUCAGACCCCGUCUGUGUUGUUGCCCUUGGGUCCUGAGGAGCCACUGGACACUGAGGGAGAUACAGAGCUGCAGGGAGAGCAGGAGCUGCAGUCCUCAGACACAGAUGAGGUGCUGGCACCAGGCCGCAGGGCGUCGCUGUCAGACCUGGCCACGGCAGAUGACAUCGAGGCCCUCAGCGUCCGGCAGCUCAAGGAGAUCCUAGCCCGUAACUUUGUCAACUACAAGGGCUGCUGCGAGAAGUGGGAGCUAAUGGAGAGGGUCACCCGCCUCUACCAUGACCAGAAGGUCCUCCAGAAUCUGGUUUCAAGUACAAAUGACGGCACAGACCCCAGUGGUACCCCCGGCCAGGAAGAGAACCUGUGUAAGAUCUGCAUGGACUCUCCUAUUGACUGUGUCCUGCUGGAGUGCGGCCACAUGGUCACCUGCACCAAGUGUGGCAAGAGGAUGAACGAGUGCCCCAUCUGCAGGCAGUAUGUGGUGCGCGCCGUUCACAUCUUUAGAGCCUGAGACCUACUAAGCCUUGGGAAUCUCCCCACCACCUACCUCCCGUAAAUUAACAAGGGACUUGCUACAUGUGGCCUUACCACACCCAUAGGGUGGCAGGGUAGCCUAGUGGUUAGAGCGUUGGGCUAGUAACUGGAAGGUUGCAAGUUUGAACCCCCGAGCUGACAAGGUACAAAUCUGUCGUUCUGCCCCUGAACAGGCAGUUAACCCACUGUUCCUAGGCCGUCAUUGAAAAUAAGAAUUUGUUCUUAACUGACUUGCCUAGUUAAAUUAAAAUUGUAUAAAAAAAAAUAGGCUAGACCAGGGGUAUUCAACUCUUACCAUAUGAGGUCCGGAGGCUGUUGGUUUUCUGUUCUACCUGAUACAUAUUUGCAUCUACCUGGUGUCCAAGGUGUAAAUCAGUCUGUGAUUAGAGGGGAACAAUGGAAUGAAAGCAGUGGAACUGGCUUUGAGGUCCAGAGUUGAGUUUGAGGGGACUAACCUCCUCUCCCUCCAGUUCUCCACUGCUCUGAUGGUCCUGGAGACCCAGAGUACUGGUUCCCCCUGCUGGAGGGAUGACCAGGGGAGGUUAUUUACAUUUACAUUUAAGUCAUUUAGCAGAUGCUCUUAUCCAGAGCGACUUACAAAUUGGUAUACCUUCAAGAAACCACACAAACCCAAUGACUGGACAUGGGCACUUCCUCCUUUUAUUGACUGGACUCCUACAGCUCAUAUCUUAAAGCCGAUAAGGAUAUUAUGUAAUAUUAUUAGAAUAAGAGUGCCUAAUAACAUAUGUAUUUUUCCUUUGGAGACCUACUACAAGUAAAUACAGUCAUAUAUGACCCCUUACUGUAUAUGUAUGUAUGUAUGUAUGUAUGUAUAUGUAUGAAUGUAUGAAGGAACUGUGUGUGUGUGUGUGUGUGUGUGUAUAUAUAUACACACACACACACACACACACACACACACACACAGAGUUCCUUCGGAAAGUAUUCAGAACCCUAGACUUUUCCCACAUUUUGCUACGUUACAGCCUUAUUCUAAAAAUGUAUUCAGUUAUUUUUUCCCCCCUCAUCAAUCUACACACAAUACCCCAUAAUGACCAAGCAAAAACGGUUUCUUAAAUAAAAAAUGUUUUCUAAUUUAUUAAAAAUAUAAAACUGAAAUAUCACAAGUAUUCAGACCCUUUCCUCAGUACUUUGUUGAAGCACCUUUUGGCAGCGAAUACAGCCUCGAGUCUUCAUGUGUAUAACUCUACAAGCAGAUCCUGCAGAUCCUCUCAAGCUCUGUCAAGUUGGAUGGGGAGCGUUGCAGCACAGCUAUUUUCAGGUCUCCAGAGAUGUUCGAUCGGGUUCAUGUCUGGGCUUUGGCUGGGGGUACUCAAGGACAUUCAGAGACUUGUCCCAAAGCCACUCCUGUGUUGUCUUGGCUGUGUGCUUAAGGUUGUUGUCAUGUUGAAAGGUGACCUUUCUCCCCAGUCUGUGGUACUGAGCACUCUGGAGCAGGUUUUCAUCAAGGAUCUCUCUAUUUUGCACCAUUCAUCUUUCCCUCGAUCCUGACUGGUCUCCCAGUCCAUGCUGCUGAAAAACAUCCCCACAUCAUGAUGCUGCCACCAUGCUUCACCGUAGAGAUGGUGCCAGGUUUCCUCCAGACGUGACGCUUUGCAUUCAUGCCAAAGAGUUCAAUCUUGGUUUCAUUAGUCCAGAGAAUCUUGUUUCUCAUGGUCUGAGAGUCCUUUGGUGCCUUUUGGCAAACUCCAAGCAGGCUGUCAUGUGCCUUUUACUGAGUGCCUUCCGUCUGGCCACUCUACCAUAAAGGCCUGAUUGGUGGAGUGCUCCAGAGAUGGUUGUCCUUCUGGAAGGUUCUCCCAUCUCCACAGAGGAGCUCUGUCAGAGUGACCAUCCUUCUCUACUGAUUGCUCAGUUUGGCAGAGCGGCCAGCUCUAGGAAGAGUCUUCUUCCAUUUAAGAAUGAUGGAGGCCACUGUGUUCUUGGGGACCUUCAAUGCUGAGAAAAAAACAUGUCGUACCCUUCUCAAGAUCGGUGACUCGACACAAUCGUGUCUCAGAGCUCUACUGACAAUUCCUUCGAUCUCAUUGCUUGUUUUUUGCUUUGACAUGCACUGUCAACUGUUGGACCUUAUAUAGACAGGUGUGUGCCUUUCCAAAUCAUGUCCAAUAACUUGAAUUUGCCAAUCAAGACUCCAGUCAAGUUUUAGGAAUAGGAUAAUCAAUGGAAACAAAAUGCAACUGAGAUCAAUUUCGAAUCUCAUAGCAAAGGGUCUGAAUACUUAUGUAAAUAAGGUAUUUCUGUUUUUAAUAAAUGAGCUUUGUCAUUAUUGGGUAGUGUAUAGAUUGACGAGAAACAUUUCAAUUAAUCCAUUUUAGAAUAACGCUGUAACGUAACAAAAUAUGGAAAAGGGGACGGGGUCUGAAUACUUUCCGAAUGCAUUGUAUAAGCCCCAAGUGCUCUUAAUAAUAGAUUGGAUUCAUGUAACUGUUGGAGUUGAACCCCAGUAAAAGGGAAAGCAGUUACAUUAGUGGUUGAGCUGAGAACACAUCCAUAGGAUUUCUCUGUGUCUGUCGUUUCUCUGCAUUUGGAAAAGCAGCAACGUCCACUGUGGUGGUCGAGUUUAAAAGCCUGUUAAGGGUUCAGAGCUUGAUAAAUUACAGCGGCCAGGGAAAUACCUGCAGAUUGGGGCUGGCUGGUUCACAUUCUCCCAGCGUGCCGCUUGUGCCUGGGGCCUCCAACGCAAAAGUGUGUUGCUGUGUGCCAGAAAUAAAAUGCGUGCUUGUUCUGUAACCCAUAGACACUGCAUACAUUGUUUCUCAAUUAAGCCAGUUGACAUAAGCAAAGUUGACAGACGUUCACUCAAUCCCUCUGCUGUGGAAUCAGGUGGAGACACAGUUUUAGUGUUUACACGUUAGCCUGGUCCCAGAUCUGUUUAUGCCGAAUUGCCAACUCCUAUGGUUAUUGUCAUGUCAAACCGAGAGUACCCUGAAGGAGAGGCAUUUUCCCCCCAUGCAAACGGCACUACCCACCAUACUUUGUACGUACACACUACGGGUGCCAUGCACCAACGAGGAGAGUGGACCGUGAAGGUGACAAGGAUCAGAGACGUCCUGACCAGCGCAACAAAUUAAUGAGGCAGAAUUACUUAAGAAGCUUCUGACCUAAGGGGUUUGCAUGACAACGACCAUAGGAGUUGGCUAUACAGCACAAACAAAUCCGGGGACCUGGCUACUUAUGCUGACAGUGGGAGAGAAUAUGUGGAUCAGUGGUCCUUCUACUCCAACUAUAUCCAAGAGCUUUAUCCUUCCAAUACUCAACCGCUCGUUGACUGUAUUGAUAUCUUUCAACAUUGACCAAAGGCCCUUACCCAUGCUAUAGUAUUUAGAAUUUAGAUAAAUCCAACCAUGUCAGGAUAGCCUGGUGUAUAGCUAGAUCUAGUUGUGCAUAAUGUGUUUUCAUGACACAUGUACAUGAAAGAUGAGUUGUCAAAAGUACAAGCAGAUAUUUGGCAUUGCCCAAGAUGAAGGUUAACUCUUAAAGACAUCUCAUCUGUUUGGCUGUUUGGGUAAGUACCUUAACUCCAAGAUGAUUUAAUUAAUGGAGUUGAGUGCAGACUAGAGUUAUUUAGAAAAAAUAUAUAUAUAUUUACAAACCUCCAACUCCUUCGAGUCGCUGUGCAGUUGAUACUUAAUUUUUCAAAUUCUUAAUCCCGUACCAUGUUUGUCCUCUGUUUGCAUGC
Oncorhynchus keta (chum salmon) is the source of this 5106-nucleotide messenger RNA. It is a transcript of the gene rffl, whose product is annotated as ring finger and FYVE-like domain containing E3 ubiquitin protein ligase. Gene Ontology annotation, cellular component: plasma membrane; cytoplasm. NCBI's taxonomy places the organism in Eukaryota, Metazoa, Chordata, Actinopteri, Salmoniformes, Salmonidae. Gene Ontology annotation, molecular function: ubiquitin protein ligase activity. Gene Ontology annotation, biological process: negative regulation of extrinsic apoptotic signaling pathway via death domain receptors; protein K48-linked ubiquitination; proteasome-mediated ubiquitin-dependent protein catabolic process. The coding region runs from base 280 to 1383 and encodes 367 amino acids. The record is from RefSeq and is a predicted model, not a curated record. The transcript is spliced from 7 exons.